Thlaspi arvense is the source of this 4005-nucleotide messenger RNA. Lineage: Eukaryota; Viridiplantae; Streptophyta; Magnoliopsida; Brassicales; Brassicaceae. The record is from the annotation of a GenBank genome assembly.
CACGGCUUCACAUGAAGCCUUGACACAGAACCCACCCACUUCGUGUAUAACAACAACAUCACGUGAACUCACUUAAUAGUUUCUGUGUUCUGACAUAUUGUUGUUCCCUCCUCUCUGUAUCAAACUCUGCCAAAUAGGGAAUGGCUUAACCUCUCUCAUCCAAUCAUAUCAAGACACUUGGCUUUCAUCCCCCUAAUUUCUCUCCUUUCCCUUUCCCACAAUCUCAGGAUUUUGUCCUCUUUGCUUUGAAUCAUGAAACAUUCUUCCAUGUCUGGUUUGAUUCUCUGGGCCAUUUCUCUCCUCCUCACCACUUUCACCAUAGCUUCUUCGUCAAGUGAUGGACCUUUCUACGAUUCUACUGCCUAUACAGAGUGUAGAGCGGAACCAGAGAAACCACUUUACAACGGAGGUAUACUGAAAGACAAAGAACCUUCUGUUUCAGGCACAGACACUCUCAGGAGCGCUGGUUCUCGUUACACACCAGCUUACAUAUUGCACAACCUCACCCAAAACACCAUCUAUUGCUUCUCCAUUUGGGUGAAGAUAGAGGCUGGUGCUGCAUCAGCUCGUGUAAGAGCAAGGCUGAGAACAGACAACGCCACUUUAAACUGCGUUGGUUCUGUCUCUACCAAACAUGGUUGCUGGUCUUUCCUCAAAGGCGGCUUCCUUCUUGAUUCUCCUUCCCAACUAUCCAUCCUCUUCUUUGAGACAUCAAGCUAUGAUGGCAAAAUCCAAUUAGGAGUGGCGAGUGCUUCUCUUGAGUCUUUCACGCAAGAACAAUGGAAGAAGAGCCAAGAUUACUUCAUUAAUACGGCGAGAAAACGAGCAGUGACAAUUCACGUGGCCCGAGAAAACGGAGAGAGCGUUGAAGGAGCAGUGGUGAGGGUAGAGCAGAUCUCUAAAGACUUCCCAAUUGGGUCUGCCAUCUCCAAAACCAUUCUCACAAACAUUCCUUACCAAGAGUGGUUCGUGAAGAGAUUCGACGCGACGGUGUUUGAGAACGAGCUGAAGUGGUACGCGACGGAGCCCGAUCAAGGCAGACUCAACUACACAUUCGCUGAUCAGAUGAUGAAUUUCGUGAGGGGCAACAGAAUCAUCGCUCGCGGCCACAACAUCUUCUGGGAAGACCCCAGAUACACUCCCGCCUGGGUCCGCAAUCUAACCGGAGACGAUCUCCGGUCCGCGGUUAACCGGAGAAUCAGGAGUCUAAUGACUCGGUACAGAGGAGAGUUCGUGCACUGGGACGUGAGCAACGAGAUGCUCCAUUAUGACUUCUACGAAAGCCGAUUGGGGAAAAACGCGUCGUACGCCUUCUUCGAGGCGGCGCGUGAGAUUGACCCUCUGGCGACUCUGUUCCUGAACGACUUCAACGUGGUGGAGACGUGCAGCGACGAGAGGUCGACGGUCGACGAGUACAUCGCGAGGGUCAGGGAGCUCCAGCGGUACGACGGCGGUGGCCUACGGAUGGACGGAGUUGGGCUAGAGGGUCACUUCACGACGCCGAACGUGGCGCUGAUGAGGGCCAACCUCGACAAGCUGGCGAGGCUGGAGCUCCCAAUAUGGCUCACCGAGAUUGAUAUCAGCAGCAGCCUCGACCACCGCACUCAGGCGAAUUAUUUGGAGCAAGUGUUACGGGAAGGAUUCUCGCACCCAUGGGUGAAGGGUAUAAUGCUAUGGACCGCACUUCACCCUUCCGGCUGUUACCAAAUGUGCCUUACUGACGAUAAAUUUCAAAACCUUCCGGCGGGAGACGUGGUGGAUAAGAAGCUUAUAGAAUGGACGACCGGUGAGGUUAACGCAGCGACCGACGACCAUGGUUCCUUCAGCUUCUUGGGCUUUUUGGGAGAGUAUAGAGUCGGCAUCAUGUAUGAGGGUAAAACGGUGAACUCGUCUUUCUCGCUAUCCAGAGACCCUCAGACCAAACAUGUUAGGCUCCAAAUCUAACGUGUGUGCUAUGUUUUAGAUUAUCCGUUACCUAUUAUUAUAUUGCUGCGAAUGUUAUACGGUCGAUAGUUAUCAAUAAGAAACCUAAACAGGGUAAAUUUGCAAAUCUUCAAUUAGAAAAAUAAUUGAAUGUACUGGUGCGAGUGGUGGAGGACACAAACAAAAGUGACAACGGGUCAAAAAGGAGAUGAAAUGAGACGCGACUUUGUGGCGUGGGCUAACUUUCUUUAUAAAUUUAUAAUUUGUUUCACAUAUACUGAGACAUCAAAUCGACAUAAAUCCCUGAAAAGUAACACUAAAAGCUAAGUAGCAUCAUUCACUUCACACAGCCAUUAACUCUGUGGGAGGCCCAGCUUGGCUCUCACUAAUAUUUAACACUAAUUUUUAAGAAAUAGACCAACCAAUAUCCACACGCAAUAAAUAUCGAUCUUGCUUAUGGCGCAUUAGUACUAAACCCAACUAAGCUCACCACAUAAAACAUAUCUCACAAUUUCGAUUUUCGAGCAUGAAACAAUCCUUUCCAAGGCAGAUGAAGCAAGAACACCAACACACAAAGCUACAAUGCAAAACCCUAAAAGCCAAAUUGUUGCCGUCCUACGCGAAAAAACCGAGUGUAUCAACAACACAAUCUAAAAUGAAACAAGGCAAAAAUACUAACAAAACAAACUACCACAGUCAAAGAUGGAUACUACAAGAAAAUAACAAAGGUGAAUGCGGCGAGUAAUGUUGCUAGUGAAGUGCCGGCUAGUCGGCUCGAGUCUCCCAUGGCCAAACCAGCCAUCCAUGAUCCAUCUUGCAACAUCGUCUCUCCCGAAUCAUUACCCGACCCAGUACCCUGAGACCCGUACCCAUCACCCUGACUCUGACCCUGUUGUUCACCCUGGCCCGAGUAACCCGCAUCCGAACCGGGCACUGGAUCUGAACCUUGCGAGGUCGCCGACGAGUCUGAUACCGGUGUGGGGUAGCUUGUCGAUUUCUGACUUGGGGAAGAAGGGCAAAACGUCACCGUAUAGUCUCCACCGGCGCAAGUGAAAGUGCUCGUAGCAUCGUCGUAGGCGUAGCUGUAGGACCGAGGACAGGCGGCUUUGAACAUCUGCGAGUAAACGGAAGGUCGACAAGUCGAAGGUGUAGCGUACGCGCCGCUGCAACAGUACUCAGGACUCCGAAACGCUUCACACGCGCUUUUACAAGCGUCUCCGUCGCCGAAACGCAGCUCAGCAGGGCACUGAAGGUUAAGAUCGGAAGUGCAGCCCGUAGAAGCACACUGCCCAGAACCACCGGCGACUUCAACGAUCAUCGGAAUGUUGUAACCGUCGACGAGGCUCACGUCGUAGAAAUCGUCACCGCCAGUGCCAAGAGUGAACUCCGCGAGGGUAACAGGCGGAGCGGCGCCGAGUCCGCCGCAUUCGACUUGGUUUGAGCCGCAGUCUCCCGUUGUGCAAGUACCGGAGCCAGAACCGUCGAAGCUGCAACCGGUUCGAGCCCAGAAUCGACCGGACCAACCGGUUGGGGCUUGGAGAGAGCGUGAGGUGUCCUUAGGGAGCUCGAAUCCGGUGGUGGAGAGAGCAGGUGAGCCAGCAUUCGCCAGAAUUCCAGGCCAUACGGUGAAGGCGCACCGAUUUGCGAAUGUGAAUGUUGAGCCGUACGAACCUUAGAGAAGCUAAGAGCAGAACUAUGAAGGUCAGUGUGAGAGUACAAGACCCGCGACGAGAGGAAAGAUCCAUUACAGUUUUUCUUACUCUCGCUCCUCUUUGGUCUGAUCUAAUGAAAAGUGAAGAUCUUUGCUCUUGUGAGGAAGAUGGAAGAGAGAGGAGAGACUAGAAAAACUAUGAAGCUAUUUGGUUAAAAUGGAGUUUGUGAUCUUUAUAUUUAAUUUAGUUUUCCCCCUAAAAUGGAGUUUGUGAUCUUUAGAUAUAGAUGUUACUGGGCUCUAUGCCUGAAACCUGCUGACAAAUUUUCUCUUAUGCAAUUAUUGAAAAAAAAACAAAGAAAUUGGUUUUAAAUAGAAAAGAAAAAAUCGAUUAAUGAGUAUAGAGAGAGAGAUAAGAGGACAAGUGGUUU